GAGAAUUGUUUGAGAGCUCAGUCAUCCAAAAACGGCCUUUCAAUGUGAGAACUUGGGGAGACGAAGAAAAUGUCGGUGGCAUCGCAGUAAAUUACUAAAGCAGCGAGGCUUUAGAGGGAAAAGCGAAGUUUCAAACUUGUUGUUUUUUGGGACUUAAAACUCAACACAGAAGCGAAGCAAAGAGAAGCUCGGUCGGUUUAAACGAGGUGUGAGCACCAAAUACUGCAGUUUUGGAGCCAGUGUAUGGAAGAUGUCUGGAAAGAGAGACUGGACUCCGUGGAUGAAAAAGAGAAGGGCUCCAGUGUUGUGCGCGCUGGGUGCAGUACUACUGUGCUGCCUACAGAGUGGUGCCUCGGUCACCGACGAGGUGCCUGUGUUCACUGAGGAGCCGAUGUCCGUGGUGCAGAAGCUGGGAGGCAGUGUCAAUCUUCGCUGCAGCGCUCGACCUGCCUCUGCCAACAUCAGCUGGCGCCUCAAUGGCCAGGAGUUCUCGGACGGAGAUUUGGGUGUAGUGCUCAGGCCCAACAGCUUGCUCAUCCCCUUGCUGUCCAACCUGACUCUGGGAAGGUACCAGUGUGUGGCCAGCACUGGUGCAGGAGCCCUCGCUAGUGUGCCGGCUAACGUCACUGCUGCUAAGCUGCGCGAUUUUGAGCCUGAUGACCAGCAAGAGAUCGAAGUAGAUGAAGGCAACACGGCUGUUAUUGAAUGUCACCUCCCAGAAAGCCAGCCCAAGGCUCAGGUCCGCUACAGCGUCAAACAGGAGUGGCUGGAAACAUCCAAAGGGAACUACCUCAUCAUGCCAUCAGGGAACCUGCAGAUCGCCAACGCCACACAGGAGGAUGAGGGGCCGUACAAGUGUGCUGCCUACAACCCCAUCACUCAAGAGGUCAAAACAUCGACGUCAGCUGAUCGCCUGCGAAUACGCCGCUCCACGUCUGAAGCAGCCCGCAUCAUCUACCCCCCAGCCUCUCGCUCCAUCAUGGUGACCAAAGGUCAGCGGCUAGUGUUGGAGUGUGUCGCCAGCGGCAUCCCCACUCCACAGGUCAGAUGGGUGAAAGAUGGACAGGACCUGCGUUCCCUUAACAACACGCGCUUCCUGCUCAGCAACUUGCUGAUCGACGCAGUGGGAGAGAGAGACUCGGGCACGUACGUUUGCAGAGCGGACAACGGCAUUGGCUCAGCCAGCUCUGCUACGGUGCUUUAUGACGUCCAGGUGUUCGAGCCUCCUCAGGUGACGGUGGAGCUGCAGCAGCAGCAGGAGGUUGUUUAUGGAGAGACGGUUCGCUUCAUCUGUCAGGUCCGUGGCAAACCCACUCCCUCUGUGAUGUGGCUCCACAAUGCCCGUCCUCUCACCCUGUCUCCUCGCCACCGCCUCACUGCCAAAGGGCUGCGUGUCACCAACGUUGGCCCCCAGGAUGACGGGCUGUACCAAUGCAUGGCUGAGAAUGGGGUGGGCAGUGCUCAGGCCUCUGCUCGCCUCAUCACCGUGUCAACUGGGAUCUCAUCCAGAGGGAGGCUGCCCUCCAUCUAUCGGCCGCUCAGCCCAGAUAAGGUGCUGAGGGAGCAGCCGCCUGUGAGGCCUGGAGCAGCAGGAGCCAUGCUGCCUCUGGACUGCUCUGAACUGCCUGGACAGAUCCUUCCUGCAGAGGCCCCCAUCAUCCUUAGCCUGCCACGCACAGGCAAGGCCGACCACUAUGAACUCACCUGGAGACCGCGGCAUGAGCGAGGAACGCCUGUGCUGGAGUACAUGGUCAAAUACAGAAAGUUUGGAGACCCUCUAGCAGAGUGGACCUCCAGCAGUAUCUCUGGAGCUCUUCACAAACUGACCCUGGCCAAGCUGCAGCCAGACAGUCUCUACGAGGUGGAGAUGGCUGCCAAAAACUGUGCAGGUUUGGGACAACCUGCCAUGAUGACCUUCAGAACUGGUAAAGGUCGCAGAGUGCAAAACGACCCUCCUAAAACUCCUGCUGUCCCCUCACCCAGCCUGUCUCCUCCAGAAGCCCCUGACAAACCCACAGUCUCCACAGCUACGGAAACAUCAGCAUACGUGACUUGGAUUCCUCGCGGUAACCGUGGAUUCCCCAUCCAGUCAUUUCGGGUGGAGUACAAGAAGGUGAAGAAGGCAGGAGAGGACUGGGUGACAGCAGUGGAAAACAUCCCGCCAUCGCGGCUCUCUGUGGAGAUCACAGGCCUGGAGAAAGGUACGUCCUACAAGUUUCGUGUUGUAGCUGUGAAUGUUAUCGGUUCCAGUCCUCCCAGUGCCCCUUCAAAGGCUUACACAGUGGUGGGUGGGAGAACCCAUGAGCGCCCCGUUGAUGGACCCUACAUCACCUACAAUGAAGCCAUUAAUGAGACGACCAUCAUUCUCAAAUGGACGUACACUCCAGUAAACAACACUCCCAUCUAUGGCUUCUACAUCUACUACCGGCCGACAGACAGUGAUAAUGACAGCGACUAUAAGAAGGACGUGGUGGAGGGAGACCGAUACUGGCAUUCAAUCACGGACCUGCAGCCUGAGACCGCCUAUGACAUCAAGAUGCAGAGCUUCAACGAGAAGGGAGAGAGUGAAUUUGGCAAUGUGGUGAUCCUUGAAACUAAAGCUCGUCCUAAUCAGCAGCGACCCACUCCAUCAGAGACCCCAGACCACGCACUAGGACACGGACAUGGACUCAUAUCUCGGCCUGGUGACAUCCCCUACCUCAUCGUUGGUCUCGUCCUGGGAACCUUCGUCUUCAUCAUCGUCGCUUUCAUCCCUUUCUGCUUAUGGAGAGCCUGGGCCAAACAGAAACAAACAUCAGAUUUGUGUUUCCCCGCCGUGGCUGCUCCCGUGUCGUCAUGUCAGUACACCAUGGUUCCUCUUCAGGGGCUCGCUCUGGUUGGCCACUGCCCCCUGGAUGGUCACAUGACGGCUCCACAUGGUGUUUAUCCUGCUAAUGGAGAAUACACUCCCAAUGGCAAACCUCACCAUCCAACACACUGCCUGCCAGGGCUGCAGCAGGAGGAGGUGGACUGUGAUAUGGAGUGUGACACAUUGUUACCACAGACUGUGUCAAAUGGACAUGUGCCUGUUUAUCACUACUCCAGCAGUGGUUCAGAUCAUCAUGAGCAGAGCUGCUGUCCUCCUGAUGACUCGACUUUGCAGCUCCUUGAAUCUUCCCAUCAGCACCUCCCUGCACACGAGCCUGGAGGCAAUGGCAGCUUCUGUGGCAGAGAAAAAGCAGAGGAUAGCAUCACGCAAAAAACAUCAUCCUUUCCUCUUCUCUCUCUAGAGGACGAAGGGAUUUUCACCACAUCAUCCUCAGCAGCCUCAACGCCACAAUCCCAAGACACAACAAUACAGGAAGUGAACAUCCUCCCGAAUGAAGCGUCCCCUGUGAACACAGGGACAGCCAACACAACAGAUGCAUAAGAGACUGUUACACAAGCAGAAGAAAACCAGAGAAAAUAUUUAUUUUUGUAUCACAGAUAUUUAUAUAUUUAUGCUUUUGUACAUACGUGUCUGAUUGUACUGUAUAUAAGGUAUUUUUAUAGUGAAAAAAGACUCUUUAUUCACGUGUCGUUGUGGAGAAAGGGAGCACCGUGUUGUGAUGCUGUUUUCUUUCUAGGGAGGGAAAGAAGUUUUAUUCCUCAUGUUGAAGAAGAUGAGUCAGGGGGCCUUAAAUCUGCAGGGGAUUCCUCUCACUUUAGCACUUCAUGUCCACACCCUCCUUGUGACAUUCCUCACAGAAAUCCUCCAUCCUUCAUGUUUGGACCUUAGGUACUUAGCUUUAUGUACAACCGAGACAAAGGGACCAUUCAAACCAGUCUGAUGCUGUAAUUAUGAGGUGCUUCAUUGUGUUUAGAGCCGUUGCUAUGUCACAUCUUCAAACAGUUCUGUCAUUUUGUAUAGCAGUAACAAAUGUAUUAUGCAUUGUUCAUCAUUAACAUACUAUUAACUUGUGUAUGCAACAUAAAUCAUUCUGUCCAGUAGUGUACAAGAGAUUAUAUAUUGUAUAGUUAUUUAUUUUUGUGAUUUUAUGUUAUUUUUAAAUCACUGAAUGGGAGAGAUUCUGGAAAAUAUUUUAAACUCAGUCAUAGAUAAGCUGAACUUUAAUCCUCCAACCACUUUGUUGUUUACUCAUUUGCUGGUUACCAAAAUGACUGCCAGGUGAGGGCGCUGUGACAGCUGUGUCAGUAUUAUCCCUCCCUCACAGGUUGGUGCAUAAGUAUUAAGUCUUUUCAGAGACACGUGAUCAAAAUGAAGGAGAUCCUGAAUCUACACUCUCACUUAAAGGUGGAGCCGUCCUGCGGCUGCACACGCUGGAGCACUAUUGCAUGUAAAUAAAAGCUUAUGAAAUUUAA
Molecule: messenger RNA, 4341 nt
Organism: Cheilinus undulatus (humphead wrasse)
Lineage: Eukaryota; Metazoa; Chordata; Actinopteri; Labriformes; Labridae
Gene: boc
Product: BOC cell adhesion associated, oncogene regulated
Exons: 18
Coding region: 251-3409 (1052 amino acids)
Biological process (GO): axon guidance; cell-cell adhesion; nervous system development
Cellular component (GO): plasma membrane; axon
Molecular function (GO): protein binding
Source: RefSeq, a predicted model, not a curated record